Messenger RNA from Nycticebus coucang (slow loris), 1413 nucleotides. It is a transcript of the gene TNFAIP6, whose product is annotated as TNF alpha induced protein 6. Bases 79 to 912 code for a protein of 277 amino acids. Gene Ontology annotation, molecular function: hyaluronic acid binding. NCBI's taxonomy places the organism in Eukaryota, Metazoa, Chordata, Mammalia, Primates, Lorisidae. The record is from RefSeq and is a predicted model, not a curated record. Gene Ontology annotation, biological process: negative regulation of inflammatory response; cell adhesion. The transcript has 6 exons.
AGUCACAUUUCGGCCGCUGCUCUGAGAAGUUGCUAGGAGCAGUUCCUGAUAGACUGUUACUUCUCUGCAACUGGAGACAUGAUCAUCUUAAUUUAUUUAUUUGUCUUGCUGUGGGAAGAUGCUGAAGGAUGGGGAUUCAGGAAUGGAAUUUUUCAUAACUCCAUAUGGCUUGAACAAGCAGCAGGCGUGUACCACAGAGAAGCGCGGUCUGGCAAAUAUAAGCUCACCUACACUGAAGCUAAGGCGGUGUGUGAAUUUGAAGGUGGCCGUCUUGCGACCUACAAGCAAGUAGAGGCAGCCAGAAAAAUUGGAUUUCACAUCUGUGCUGCUGGAUGGAUGGCCAAGGGCAGAGUUGGAUACCCCAUUGUGAAGCCAGGGCCCAACUGUGGAUUUGGAAAAACUGGUAUUAUUGAUUAUGGAGUCCGUCUCAAUAGGAGUGAAAGAUGGGACGCCUAUUGCUACAAUCCACAUGCAAAGGAGUGUGGUGGUGUCUUCACAGAUCCCAAGCGUAUUUUUAAAUCUCCAGGCUUUCCAAAGGAGUAUGAGGAUAAUCAGAUCUGCUACUGGCACAUUAGACUCAAGUAUGGUCAGCGUAUUCACCUAAGUUUUUUGAACUUUGACCUUGAAGAUGAUCCAGGUUGCUUGGCAGACUAUGUUGAAAUAUAUGACAGUUAUGAUGAUGUCCAUGGCUUCGUAGGAAGAUACUGUGGAGAUGUGCUUCCAGAUGACAUCAUUAGUACAGGAAAUGUCAUGACCUUGAAGUUUCUAAGUGAUGCUUCAGUGACAGCCGGAGGUUUCCAAAUCAAAUAUGUGACAAUAGAUCCUGUUUCCAAAUCCAGUCCAGGAAAAAAUACAAGUACUACUUCCACUGGAAAUAAAAACUUUUUAGCUGGAAGAUUUAGCCACAUAUAAGAAAAGAAGGAUGGAACUCCUUUGAUCUCAACUUUAUAUUAUUAUUGUUAACAUUUAUUUAUUACUUUUUGAAAUGUGAAAGCAUUGCCUAAUUUCAGACAAAUUGGAAAAUACAGAAAACUUUAAAUGAGAAAGUAAAAUCUGUCAUAAUCUCACUACAUACAAAUAACAACCAUUAACAUUUUUUCUUUUUUCUAUUUUUUUGUAGUUUUUUAUUUUAACAUUUGUAUGUAUUUUUUCUUUCAGUCACUUUUCUAUUUGUAGUGUGUGUGUGUGUAUGCAUUUACAUUUGAAAUUUUGAAAUUCCACUCUGUGUACAGUUUUAUUUCAUAGUUUUGUUAAACUUGAGCUUUAUGGUUUAAGCAUUUUUCUGAAAUCGUUACGUAUUCUACAAAAUCAUGAUUUUGAACAGCUGUAAAAUAUUCUAUGAUGUGAUUGUUCAAUGUGUUAUUUAAGCCUGUCUCUAACGUUGGAAUGUCAGAUUGUUUUCAUAAGUAUUGU